Cydia splendana is the source of this 1801-nucleotide messenger RNA. RefSeq names its product ras suppressor protein 1 (gene ics). The coding region runs from base 30 to 890 and encodes 286 amino acids. The record is from RefSeq and is a predicted model, not a curated record. Lineage: Eukaryota; Metazoa; Arthropoda; Insecta; Lepidoptera; Tortricidae. The transcript is spliced from 4 exons. Gene Ontology annotation, molecular function: protein binding.
GUUCUAAGGUGUAGGAGGAAAAUAUUACAAUGAGUCACCAUCCUCCAGUUUCCUGUAUUCCAAACACCACGAAGAUGUCGAAAGCUAAGAAAGUUAUUGAAGAAGCUCGGGAGAUAAAUAAUCCCGAGAUAGAUCUAGUGGAUAAAGGGAUCUCGAACCUGGAGGAGAUACCUGGGUUGUUCACACUUGCCAACAUCACUCGUCUAUCCCUAAGCCACAACAAGAUUUCAACCGUUCCGGCCGCUCUCGCCAACUUGAUAAACUUGGAGAUCCUGAAUCUUGCCAACAACCACAUCGAAGAACUGCCCGUCAGCCUAUCUUCAUUACCCAAGCUCCGGAUCCUCAAUGUAUCGCUUAACAGGCUCAAUACAUUGCCGAGAGGCUUUGGAGCGUUUCCAGUGCUGGAGAUAUUGGAUCUAACUUACAAUAACUUGAAUGAGAAGACGUUACCGGGGAAUUUCUACAUGAUGGAGAGCCUUAGGGCUCUGUACUUGGGAGACAAUGACUUUGAGUUGCUUCCGGCUGAAAUUGGGAACCUUAAGAAUCUACAGAUUCUAUCAAUGCGAGAGAAUGACCUAAUUGAGGUACCUCGCGAGUUGGGACAAUUGGCGCGCCUUCGUGAGCUGCAUCUGCAGGGCAACCGCCUUGUCGUACUGCCACCCGAAAUAGGAAGCAUGGACCUAGCCAGCAACAAGUCUGUACUCCGCCUAGAGGGCAACUUCUGGGUGCCACCCAUCGAGGACCAGCUCAAGUUAGGUCCCAGCCACGUCCUAGACUACCUGAAGUCUGAAACGUACCGUGUGUUGUACUCCAGGCACGUGUCGGCUCGCCCGCCGCCGCCGCCUCAAACGCUGGAUAAGAGCAAGAAGGCCAGUCGCGCUAGAUCUUAAGUUUCUAACACGAGUUUGAACUUUAUGUACAGUAGUUAAGUUCUAUAUUAAAAUGGCAGGGCCAAUGGACGCGAGUCAAGGGCGCGCUGACACGUAAAUAUGGAUUGUAAGUAAAGUACAUAAGGUUCAAAUUCCUACAUCAGUCUUAUACUGGACUAUUUUGGAAAGUUGCUUGAUAAGAGCAAGGCCGUCGUGAUAGGUCUUAACUGUUUUUAAUACCUAAACAUUACAUCUAUGUCCCUACUUGUGCGAUGUGCGUGGUAGAGUUAAUGAAAUUCGACGUAUGUUAUUUGUACUUAUGUGAGGACAUAGCAUAUAAUUAAAAAGAUAGAAAACUGUGUGCCAUAACAUCUCAAACUAUGAAAUUACAGUAAAGUAUAAAAAUAUGGGUGCGUACAACUUACUCAAAAAUAUGCCCCAUAGUUCUUAAUUCGCUGACACUUGUGUCAGCUAUGGGACAUAUUUUUGAGUAUGAUGUGUGCACCCAUAUUUUUACAGUACCAGAUGCUUAAUUUGUAGGUCAGAAUUAUGAAUGUUUGUGUUUUCUUUAUUAAGUGUAAGUGUUUUUAUGUACUGCCUCUAAAUGAUCUUACUAAUUAUAAUUACUGAAAAGUAUUAACUGUUUAAACAAAUAUGUGUUGGUUGUGUUGUAAGUUAUUAAAACAAUUUAUUUGAAUAAAUAUAACUUUAUUCAUCUGGAUGAAACAUACAAAAUCUUAAAACGAAUUGAACAAUGUCACACAAGAUAAUAUUAAACAUUAUUAAUAAUGAGGAUCAAUUGAAGUGCACUUGACGAGAUAUUUUUAAGAGAAAUUUAAUAAAAUUAUUCUUAUAAUUAAAUGGUGCUAGCCUAAGACACAAUUAUUUUACAAAUCAACAAGGAUUUUAUACAAUUAAAUUAUUACUAACUA